UGAGACAUAAAAUAUAUAAACCCUUUUAUUUUUCAGGUGUUAGGAUCAGCAGUUAUAAUUAUAGUGAAAGACAGUCAGGAAAGUCAUAUUGUGAUAGUAAGAUAGCUCACAUGAGGUGCAAGAUGAGGACGUAUGUAGCUAGUGGUGGCAACAUUCAAACUGCAAACGACAUGAGAGCUGCAAUUUGCAGUGGGAAGGCUGUCACAGGAUGUCAGUUAGCUGUUGCAAAAAUAGACACGUCAAACCAUGAGUUAAAGAGCCAUAAAUGGAAGGGUGUCAGCCAAAUUAGUAACUUGAAGCUGCACGAAGAUGGAAGCAUAACUGUCUGGAAAGCCUAUGACAUUGGAACAGGAAAAAAAAUAUCAAAAGAAGAGUUGCAGACAUAUUCCUGUGAGCAAAAGAGUACAGGAAUCAUCAUUGAGGAGGAUUUUUCUGGUUCAGAGAAAAGUGGUAACAUCAAAACUAGCAGCAACACUAUCCAAAAUGACAAUCAACCUGCAGAUCUAGCUUCAAGUGAUUCUCUAUGUGAAGGAAAUCCAGAGGUAACAAAUGAAUCUUCGUACAUGUUUAAGUGCCCAAUAACAGGAUGCACUAAAAUGUAUAUGAAGCACCAUUCACUAGAAAUUCAUUUGUUACUUGGUAGGCAUGAAUUCAAGUUAGAAAGGAAAUCCACAUACGAUGAAAUUAAGAUUCGUUGGAUACAAUUAUGUAAUGAUGUAUCCACAGAUGUGAGAACAACCUCUGAGGGAGCAUCUUCUAGAAUUCAGUCCAGUCCGCUAACUAUUUUGUCAAAGGGAUGGGCCUUAAAGAAGGACAAGAAAGCUGUUAGAUUUUCCUCUGACUUAAAUAGUUUUCUUUCAGAAAUGUAUGAAAAUGGAGAAAAAACAGGUGAAAAAGUAACAGCAAGUGAUGCUGCUGUGAAAAUUCGGCAGGCUAGGUUGCCAGAUGGUACAAAAAGAUUUCAGGUGAAUUAAUACCUUGAUUCAUCUCAAAUAACAUCAUUUUUCUCAAGACUAACUGUAGCAGGAAAAAGAACAGAAACAAGAGCAGCUAAAGUUGUUGUAGACGUGGUAGAUGAUGAGGAUUUAGAAGCUGUUUUAGCUGAAAUUGAAAAUCAAGAGAUAAGAAACAUUACUAUGUCUGAUUGAAUGUUAAAUUUUAAACAAAUGUAUGAUGAAGUAUUAUUUAUAGACAAUAUUUUUGAAAAUGUGGUUUAUUCAUGUAUUUCUCUUAUGAUGCUUAUGGUUCUGCAUCUUAAUCUCCACUUUAUUUUUCAUCUAUCUGUCUAAUCACCAAUAUCUAUUACUGAAAGUAUGGGUAGGAUGUUUGUGAAAUGUCACACAAUUAUUUACAUAAGGUUGAUGUGCAUACAGAUAAAUGUAUAACAUUUCAAUGAAAUUUGUUAAUUAAUUUUAGAUAAAAUCAGGGUUCUUUUUAAACACUUUUUGUAAAAGAAAAAUCCAUUAGAAUAUAGGGGAUGCUGCAGCAGUGUUGCAUAUUUGUUUGGGGCAAUGUAUUUUUUUUAAAUAAGUCAGGGGCGUAGCUAUACCAAGAUGGUGUGUACUCAACACAGGGGAAGAAGUCAUUUAGCCAGAAGUUUGGAGUAAAUGGUGCUAAAUCCUGCAUUGUAACAAUUUUCUUGGGCUUAAAAGUACCUCACAGAAAUCUUUAUUUCCAUAGUAACCAGUCAAAGUUUUGAAAAUGAUUGAAUUUGAAAAAAAAAGUAAUUUAGAGAAAAAUAAUUUCUAAUGAGUAGUGGGUUUUGCUUGAUACUAACUUUCAGAACGAGUCUUAUUUUUUAAAUUUUUACCAAGCAAGGGAAACAAGGGAAAUCUCAAAGCGUAUGAAUCGUCGAGCAUUGGUUUCUUUUAAAUGUCAUAUUUUAUUUCAUCAACUAUUUUGAAAACUUCAGAAACGUUGUAAAGAGGCAUUGCAUAUAUGUUUUAAUUGUGGUCUGACGAAUUGAGGACUCGAACAUCUUAAUUGCUUGCAUCAGCAACGUAACCAUCAUGCUGAUUCUGUAAAUCAUUACUUUAUUACUUUAACAUGUAUAAGUAGCUUUAUUCUUACUUGAUUUACCAUACUUUUAUUUUUGUCAAAUUUCGGAUGUGUACUUAACUGGGUUUUGGCGUAUGUGUUGCUACAAGCCUGUAAGUAAGUUUUGUUUAAAAUAAAUAAUCAUUAUUUAAGGAACUAUUUUUGUGCUAUGGUGUUAUUGCAAAAACGAGAUAUCAAAUUAAUUACUGUCAGAAAUAGAAAGUUUUGAUAAUUGGGGUGUGGGUGCAAAUUUGCAUUAACAUUUAUUUCAUUUGUUGUGAAAAAAACAUCCUUCUGGGGUACAACUACAAAAUAAAAUGAAAUUCAGGUACUGUAUGAAAUGCUAGUAUAAAUUAAGUUAACAUUUUUUGGGUCAAUAAUUAUAUUCUAGCUACCACUUUUUUUUUAAAUUUGUGCACAUGCCCAAAUACAUUUACAAACGUAUAGUGCUUUGAUUCUUUUAAAGUAAACUUGAUAUUUGUAUUGAAUAUAU
Messenger RNA from Mytilus trossulus (common blue mussel), 2530 nucleotides. RefSeq lists its product as uncharacterized. Lineage: Eukaryota; Metazoa; Mollusca; Bivalvia; Mytilida; Mytilidae. The transcript is spliced from 2 exons. Bases 111 to 974 code for a protein of 287 amino acids. The record is from RefSeq and is a predicted model, not a curated record.